Messenger RNA from Botrytis deweyae, 972 nucleotides. RefSeq lists its product as uncharacterized. Lineage: Eukaryota; Fungi; Ascomycota; Leotiomycetes; Helotiales; Sclerotiniaceae. The transcript has a single exon. Bases 1 to 972 code for a protein of 323 amino acids. The record is from RefSeq and is a predicted model, not a curated record.
AUGCGCCAUCAACUUCUGAUCGCAUUUAUUGCGCCUGCAGCAUUGGCGACAGCAUCCGCUCUCAAGUCUCGCGGUGAGUGUCAACAAGGAUACACCCUUUGUUCUCCGGCUGGGGCGACUACUGCCACUACCCCACAAAUCGGCGAUCCAGAUUUCGUGAAUCUAUUCCAAGAUAUCGUUCUCUCCUCUCUACCUGCAAGCAAACGAUCGCUUUCUUCAUCCUCAGAGCAUAUUAUCAAGAAACGCGACUCGGCUUCAUUAUGCUGCGUUUCUUCUUUAACAUGUCUCACCAUGCACUCUUUAAACAUCCCUUUUUGCUACGAUCAAUUCACAACCAAUUAUUAUCUUCCAGAUGACAGUUAUGGAACUGUAGUAGGAGGGUCAUAUAGUUCUUCUUCGGGUGCUACCGCCAAUUUGGAAUCGGGAGAUUAUACAGAUAAAGAUGGAACAACAGGAAAUAUCUACAGUAGCAACAGCGCCGCCAAGCCCAAUACCGCUACCCUCCCUAUGCCAUCCCAAUUCACUGCUAGUGGAGUAGGUAGCGCUAUUCCCGCAUCGGUUUUAGGUGGAGUUACAGUUACUUACACGACGACGCUUCCUGCCAGUACUAUUCCUGCUACUACGAUUCCCGCGACUACUGUUUCGGAAAGCAUUUCUCAGCAGACGAUUUCAGUCUCGACGACAAUUACAACUUCAAUUGGGGGAAAUAAAUUUGUUAGCACGGAAGUUCAAAUAGAGACUACGGAGACCACUAUCUCAGGAACGACGAGAAGUGCUAGUACGCGGGCGGCGAGUACGGUCAGUGAGGUCGUGGCUACGGUUACGACAGUUGUGGCGAGUGCUAGUGCUUCUGCGUUAAGUGCAAGUACGACGGCUAGUGCGACUGGGAAUAGUGGUGUGGGAAGAUCGGGGGUGGGGAUUGGAGUUGCAGGAAUUAUGGGCAUGGUGGGAGCUGUUGCUUUGAUCUUGUGA